UAGCAAAUAUGGCAUUUUGUUCCUUUCUUCAACUUAACAACUUUUCUGAAACAGAAAUUGUGCAGAUUGAAGCAAAUAACAAAUUCUAAUGUUUCACACACUUUAUCAAAGCACAGCUGGAAUGUAAUCAUAUUUUCAUUUGUAAACAAUAGGCAUGGGACGGUAUCAGAUUUUGAUGGUACGAUUCCCUUGAGCAAAAAUACUACUGUAUCAUGGUAUUUAAAUUACAGCUCCAAAAUCAAUUAUUUUGAAAAAUUAGGGUAAAUAAAAACAACUUUUUCUAUUAAACACUGUUUUAUUUUUAGCACAUUCAGUGCCACUGUCUGCUUUAGAAGUCAUAUAUCCAUGUUAACUGGGAGGGCUAGCACUGAAACAUAAUUUAAAAUGCUAGCGCUAGCACUAACGGUUGUACGUAACCGUGGCGCCGUUCUUUCAAAUCAUGCUCUAAAGCUUCGGUAAACAUUGGUUUGGGCGCGUGAAUAAAUGUUGACAACAGCAAGUACGGGAGGUGAUGCGGCAGUCACAAUACGCAAUCCCAUUGGUCGACAUCAAGGUGCGCUGUCGGAGAGUUGUGGUUGAUAUGUCGCACGACACGGAAGAUAUUAAAAAAAAUAAAAUAAAUCAAACAUGCUAUACUUUUCAUUUUGGUGUCGUAAUCCACCAUCAUUGGUGGUGGAUUAUGUCACACUUCAAGAAGUUUUGUUGUUCCCUACAAAAUAUGUCGGCCUGAUCUGGGAAAUUUGGCUGUGAUAGCUAAUCGGGCCAAUAUCGGGACUAAAAUCCUGUAGUCCGAACCAGACAUUGUUGAAACCUUGACUUUUCAACACGGUCAGCGAUGCAAAAGUUUUGUUCAGCAGACUAGAAGAAAAAGAUCUCCUGAAGAACACUAAAUUUAUUGCUCAGCUACUGCACACAAUCCGACGCAUUGAUCUCGUCAGGCUCUUAGAGACGAACAGACAGGGCGUGGAGGAAACUGAUGCAAAGCCUAUGCUGUCAAAUUACAGGGUGAUGCUGUACACUAUAUAUGAUGAAACCACUAAAGACAAGCUAGAAGAUAUGAAGUUUCUCCUGAGCGACAAGAUUGGCAGGAGACAAACGGAUGACUGCAAUACUGUGCUGGAUGUGUUCGUUGAAUUGGAAAAAGUGGGUUUACUGUCUCAAUCAAAUCUACACGAGCUGCAUUCAAUACUGGAGGUAGUGGAUCUACAAUUGGCAUCGACUGUCCAGCAAUAUAUGACAACAGGAACACUUCCGCAGCCAGCGAGACGACCUCCCCCUCGUCCCAUCAUGGAUUUACGGCAUGUCAACAACUCACAUCAUUUGUCCACAUCUGAGACUCCACCCACCCUUGAAGGUGGCCAAUUUUCCUUGGAUGCAAGAACAAACACUCCGCCUACAUCGCUUUCUGAUCAGAUCGAGUACUACCCACUGAAUCACAUCCCUUGUGGUCUAUGUGUGAUCAUCAACAAUGAGGAAUUUUUGGGAACGCAGCUGAAAAAAAGAAGUGGCACUCGAGAGGAUGAGGAGGCUCUUGAGUCACUGUUCUCCAGAUUUGGCUUUAGUGUGAUUGUCCACAGCAACUUGACCGCAGAAGAGAUAAGAGAGAAACUACGUAUCAUUGCUUCAAGAAAUUUUUCAGAGGAGGAUGCUCUGGUCGUGUGUGUGCUUUCCCACGGGGAACAUGGUUGUGUCUAUGGGACUGAUGAGGAAAAGGUGUCCCUACGAGAACUGACACAGCCCUUUACGAGUGGAUUUGCCCCUACGUUGGCAGGGAAACCCAAACUGUUUUUCAUCCAAGCAUGUCAGGGAGGAGGUUAUCAGACCGGAACCUUGCCAUCCCCCCCAAAACCGAGAGAGGGGGAAUACAGACGGAGUCACUUGGAAGCGGACGCGGGUCCCAUCCACGCCGAGACGGUGCCCUCAGAUGCUGACUUCCUGCUCGGCAUGGCCACUGUACCAGAAUGCAAGUCAUUUCGAAACAAGCACACGGGCUCCAUCUACAUCCAAGAGCUGUGCAGGCAGCUUCGACGAUCCGCUGAGAGUUCACGCGAGGAAGACAUUCUCUCUAUCCUGACACGUGUGAACAGGGAGGUCAGCAAAGGCGAGUACCUCAACUACAAGCAAAUGCCUGAGCCCAAAUACACCCUCACCAAGACACUUAUCCUAAAGUUUGUUGAUGAGGACCAAGUGCAACGCCCCUAGUGUGCCAUAUUGCCUCAUGUGAAGACUGGGUUCUAUGUAUCACUGUGACCUUAUAUGAUAUGAUGCCGAUGUGUACAAAAAAAAAUCUGAACACAAUUCAGAGCAAAUGUACUUGUUAAAAUAUUUAUAAUCAUGCCAGUGGAAUUUGAAAAGGGCGGCGCGGUGUUUUUGUCAUACGUCACUCAAUGAUGAUCAUGUACUCUUACUCCAUGUAUGGCGUGGAGUAUAUAUUUAAUGAAAACAUUUAUGUUGUGUGGGAUUUUUCACAUAAGCACAAAAGUAACUUAUUUGAUACACUGCUCUUAUUCACUUUCUUUCCGUGACUGUCGCCAAUGUUAGACAUUACCCACGUGCGGAGACAUUUUACAGUGAGUGAGCUGAAUAUGCCUGAGCGCACCUGUCAUUGGAUCAAGUCUGUAUUUGUGGAUGGGGAGGACAUGUCUCCAAAAUGCGAGGUAGGUUAAUGUCCUGGAGUUUGCAGGCGACACACCAUCCUCAGUGGACUCAUCUCUGAUGGGUAUGAGUUUCUUCCCUUAUGCAGUUGACCCCCCCCCCCCCCCCCCAUUUCUAGAAUGGGCCAAUGACUUGAUUAGAACAACUGCUUUGAACAGCAACUUUUUACAUUGUAUAUGCACUCUAAGGUUGAUUAAACAGUGUUUUUUCCCCA
Messenger RNA from Phyllopteryx taeniolatus (common seadragon), 2869 nucleotides. RefSeq names its product caspase 8, apoptosis-related cysteine peptidase (gene casp8). Gene Ontology annotation, biological process: proteolysis; negative regulation of extrinsic apoptotic signaling pathway via death domain receptors. The record is from RefSeq and is a predicted model, not a curated record. Gene Ontology annotation, molecular function: cysteine-type endopeptidase activity; protein binding. Lineage: Eukaryota; Metazoa; Chordata; Actinopteri; Syngnathiformes; Syngnathidae. The transcript has 11 exons. Bases 988 to 2202 code for a protein of 404 amino acids.